AUGCGGCGGCGCACGACAGAACGGCUGAUCUAUGUGGUCAUCGCCCUGGCCUUUGGCGGCUACCUGCUCUACCCGCGCCUCGUGGGCACCCCGUCGAGUGAUGCCCCCCUUUCGGGUGACCAUGGCGCAGCGGGCAACGUCGAACGCCGCGACGCAGCACAACCAGCCAAAGCCAAAUCGAAGGGUGUGCAGCCGCAAGUGCCUCACCCCAUCAUCGUGCAGAGCCACGAGAGCACGCGCGGUGAAGUAACAGAAGAUCGCAUGCAUGGUGAUAUGAUUGGUAUGAUCAACCCACGCAAACCCGGUUUCGAGUUGCGCCCCUAUGUGUCGUUGUCGGAGGAAACCCUUGAGAUGAAACGCGAGGCCCACACCCAGCACUGCUUUAACCUCAAGCGCAGUGACUCCCUGCCCUUGGACCGCCCCGUGCCUGAUCAUCGAGACAAGCGCUGCAAGGAGAUUGAGUAUCCCCACAACCUUCCGACCACCAGCGUCAUCUUUGUGUUCUACAACGAGCCCCUUUCCCCGCUUUACCGCAGCAUCCAUGGCGUGCUGGAUCGUACCCCGGAGCACCUUCUUCAUGAGAUUAUCCUUGUAGAUGACGGCUCUGAUGCCGAUUAUCUCAAGAAGGACUUUGAGGAUUACAUCAAGCUCCUGCCCAAGACCAAGCUCGUGCGCAAGAGCGAGCGCUCGGGCCUCAUGGACGCCCGCAGUUAUGGCGCUGAAGUUGCUACGGGCGAUACCAUCACCUUCCUUGAUGCUCAUAUUGAGGUCAGCAAAGGCUGGCUUGAGCCCAUGAUGGCCCGCAUCAACGAGGACCGGAAGCACGUCGUCAUGCCCAUCAUUGACUCGAUCGACCCUGAUUCGUUCAACUACAUGCGCGGUGGCCUGGACAUUCUUGGCUUCUCCUGGGGUAUGGGACAAAAGUCGAUUGGCUCGCGCCGACGCACCCGCGUCGAACCCAUGCCAUCCCCUAUCAUGGCGGGUGGCCUUUUUUCCAUGGACCGAAAGUACUUUUUCGACUUGGGUGGCUACGAUCCCGGCAUGAAGCUGUAUGGUGGCGAGGAGCUGGAAAUUAGCUUUCGCAUUUGGCAGUGCGGUGGCACCCUGGAAUGCAUUCCAUGCUCACGCGUGGGCCACGUCUUUCGCACCGGCGCUUACUGGAAAGGUCAAGUCUACACCGUUCCUGGGCACGUCAUUGUCAAGAACAAGCUGCGUGCUGCUGAAGUCUGGAUGGACGAAUACAAGGAGGUGGUUCAGCGCGUCAUGCCACCGCUCCCCCGCGGCAUGGACCUGGGCGAUCUCUCUGCCAUGCAGGAGAUUCGUCGCAAGUUUCAAUGCAAGCCGUUCAAGUGGUUCCUCAAAAAUGUCUAUCCUGAAAUGUUUGUCCCCAAUGAUGAGGAAUCGAUCGAAGCCAGCGGCGAGAUUAGGAACCCACAGACCAACGCAUGCUUUGACACUCUCGGUGCCUCUCACCAAGGCGCUAAGAUUGGCGUGUACCCCUGCCACCACUCGCAUGGCACCCAAGAGUUUGUCCUCUCCAAGGCUGGCGAUGUUCGUGUGGCGGCGAUGGACUUUGACAAUUGCCUGGACCGAGGCAACGGGGACGGCAGCGUUGGAAUCUGGCCGUGCCACCAGACCGGCGGCAACCAAGCUUGGAAGUGGGAUCGGACCACGGGUCUCUUUGGCGACGCCACUGGCGAUUUUUGCGUCGAGGUGCGCCGCGAGCAGACGGCCAACUCGCCCUUUGCGCUCCACCUGGCCAAGUGCGACCCCAAGGAUCCCAUGCAGCAGUGGCAUGUGGGUCAACCCAAGUCUGACAAUUAG
Messenger RNA from Monosiga brevicollis MX1, 1824 nucleotides. RefSeq lists its product as uncharacterized. The transcript has a single exon. NCBI's taxonomy places the organism in Eukaryota, Choanoflagellata, Craspedida, Salpingoecidae. The record is from RefSeq and is a predicted model, not a curated record. The coding region runs from base 1 to 1824 and encodes 607 amino acids. Gene Ontology annotation, cellular component: Golgi apparatus.